GAGCUGACGUGUCGGGAAGAGCUGCUGACCCUCCUGCUGUCGCUUCUGCCCCUGGUGUGGAGAAUCCCCGUGCAGGAAGAGAGAGCAAGAGACUUUAGGAUACCCUCCACAGUAGACGUGUGCCUGACCAAAGAGAACGCCUCCGGUUCCGUGAGAUCUGCUCAGGAAAGGCCUGGCCCCGACGGCCGCGCUCGCUCGUCUCUUCAGGCCCCCGCGAGACCGACCCCCCGGUCCCGAAAAAGCGGCCGCCUGCGCAAAACCGCCCAGCGCUACUCUGUGCGCGACGCGAGGAGGUCGCAGCUCUCCACUUCCGACUCGGAUGGCAAUUCCGAUGAGAAGGCUUCUGCAGCAACGAGGCACCGGCGCUCCCAGUUACUGCAGCCUUUUCUGACAUAUCCAGCAGCACCAACUCCUCAUCCCGAUGCCCCUCAUCUGGAAACUUCCAGCCAAGCUGUUCCGGCACGUGAGCUCAACCUGGAGAUCUUGAGUGAGCCAGCUUCAGAAGUUGCGGAGAGCAGCGUGGGUAACUCUCCUUUUGACUUGUGCCGUGUCCUGUUGUCGCUCCUAGAGAAGGUGUGCGGGUUUGAUGUUACUGUGAAUCACAGCUCUGCUCUUUCGGCGAGCGUGGUGCCCACGCUGACCGAGUUCUUGUCGGGGUUUGGAGACCCUUGCAGUGCGAGUGGUAGCACAGAGAACGUCGUCGUUUCUGCAGGGUGGACGGAAGAGCCCGUGGCUCUGGUCCAAAGGAUGCUCUUUCGGACAGUGCUGCAUCUUCUGUCUUUAGACAUCAGCAAUACAGAAGCGAUGCCAGACAAUUUACGGAGGAAUUUGACAGACUUACUUAAAGCAGCAUUAAAAAUCAGAAUUUGCUUGGAAAAUCAACCUGAUCCUUUUGCUCCAGGACUCCAGAAAACACUACAGCAGCCGGUUCAGGAUGACUUUGUAUUUUCUAGGUACCACCACCGAGCCUUGCUUCUACCCGAGGUGAUAGAAGGGGUCUUGCAGGUUCUGAUCUGCUGCCUGCAGAGCGCAGCCUCCAAUCCCCUGUACUUCAGCCAGGCCAUAGAUCUGGUUCACGAGUUCAUCCAGCACCAGGGGUUCGGGCUGUUCGAGGUCACCGUGCUGCAGAUGGAGCGGCUCUGCGCGAAGAACGAGGGAGCAGCCGGGGAAGCCUCGGAGCGUCUGAAGGGCCUCGUCAGCAGCAUCAUGAAAAUCAUCAGCACUGUCAAAAAGGUGAAGUCGGAGCAGCUGCAUCAGUCGAUGUGCACGCGAAAGCGGCACAGGCGAUGCGAGUACUCUCACUUCAUGCACCACCACAGGGAUCUCUCUGGGCUCUCUGUGUCUGCUUUCAAAAGCCAAGCUUCCAGAAACCCCUUCGAAACGUCCGAUGGAGAGGUUCAUUAUCCAGACAGGUGCUGUUGCGUCGCUGUCUGCGCACACCAGUGCCUGCGCUUGUUGCAGCAGGUUUCUCUGAGCAGCACCUGCGUUCAGAUUCUCUCGGGCGUACAUAACGUCGGGAUAUGCUGUUGUAUGGAUCCGAGGUCGGUCAUCGUCCCGCUGCUUCACGCCUCCAAGCUACCGACGUUAAAGAACUUCCAGCAGCACAUACUGAACAUCCUUAACAAGUUCGUAUUGGACCAGCUGGGUGGAGCGGAAGCUUCUCCAAAGAUGACGCAGGCAUCGUGCAAUAUUUGCGGCGUCGACGGCGACCAACUGGCUCAGCUGGGGGACGCCUGGCAGGGCAGCACGGGCGAUGCGGGGCUUGCGCCCAGCCCCUCCUGCAGGGCUCAGGGAAUCCUGCCCAGCAGCGGCUCUGAGGACGUGCUGCUGAGAUGGGACGCGCUGGAGGCCUACCAGGACGUUGCGUUUGAGGAGGACCAAUUACGCGGCCGCUUGCCUGCUGAGGUGCUGCAGGUUUAUUUGCAGACGCUGCCUGUGCUGCUUAAAUCCAGGGUAGUUAGAGACUUGUUCCUGAGCUGUAACGGGGUCAACCAAAUGACUGAGCUAAAUUACGUGGAUGCCUUAAGAAGCCACUCUCUGAGGGUGCUGGAGACGCUGAUACUCUGCCUUGGCGAUCAGCAGAAAGACCAAGCGAUGCCUGAGCUGGACAGCGAGCAGAAGGACCAGGAGCCUAUGGCUGACGUGCCCACCUCGCUCUGCAGCCAGCAAGCUGUUUCCGAAGUUCCUCGGAGCCUCAGCAAGUUUUACGCUGGCUUGAAAGAGGCUUACCCCAAAAAGAAAAAGCUUGUGAGCCAAGACAUUCAUGUCAACACGAUAAACCUGUUCCUCUGUGUUGCUUUUUUGUGCGUGAGUAAAGAAGCAGAUGGUGAUCUGGACUCUGCCAACGACUCUGAAGAUACGUCAGGAUACGACAGCACAGCCAGCGAGCCGUUAGGCCACAAGUUGCCAUAUCUGUCACUGGAAAGCCUUACUUUGCCCUCCCUGGAGCAUAUUCACAGGGCUGCGGAUAUUUGGUCCAUGUGUCGCUGCAUCUAUUUGUACAGCUCGGUUUUCCAGCGGCAGUUCCACAGGCUGGGAGGCUUUGAAGCGUGCCAUAGAUUGCUCAUCCUGAUAAUUCAGAAACUGGCCAAAUGUAAGGAAAAGGAGCAAGAAAGGAGGGAGAGCAGCAGGAGCCCUGGUGGGGAGCUUCUCAGCAAGGACGACUCUGCUCAGUUGGGUAAAGGCAGCGAGGGGACGCAGCUGGAGCUCGGUGCUGGAGCAGAGCAGCUGGGGCCUGGCAGUGCCUCCUGCCACAGCGAUUUGGGCAGGGAGCACCCCUCUGCUGCUGCAGCCGCCAGCCUGGAGGGGACAAAGCCUCCUGCACGGGAGGAGACCGAGUGGGCACUGCAGGGCAUCCGGCUGCUGGAAGCGCUGCUGGCCAUCUGUCUGCACAGCGCGAGUGUCCCGCAGCAGAGGGUGGAGGCAGAGACGUUUCACCAG
Messenger RNA from Mesitornis unicolor (brown roatelo), 2940 nucleotides. Its product is annotated as lysosomal-trafficking regulator-like. The annotation marks the transcript as partial. NCBI's taxonomy places the organism in Eukaryota, Metazoa, Chordata, Aves, Mesitornithiformes, Mesitornithidae. The record is from RefSeq and is a predicted model, not a curated record. The transcript has 4 exons.